AUGGCGGCUGUCUCUAUGCAUAUUUCCUUGAAACUUCUAGGUGCUGCCUUGACCGAAGUUUCCAUUCGACUAAUUAUUAUUUAUGUCGGAAAAUUAGAAGAUAAGAAAGUGAAUGGUGAAGAAGAGGUUACAAAGAGUAGUGUAUCAGUUCAAACUUCCGGUCCGUGGCAAAAGAAAAUUCGAAGCAAAGAGCGGGUAUAUUCGGAGCUUCUUGACCUGUUUUCAAAUAAAACAUCUAUACUGAAGAGGAGAAGGCGGGCGUUUUUAAGGAAAGGAAAGUUAAGGGUAAACUAUUUAGAAAAAGAGUACAGCGGUAAAAAGAAGCUUCUAUCGGGAGUUUGUCACCGUCUGGUCAACAUCGGAAUCCAUGUUGAUCACCUCACCCGGCGCAUGCGCGAGAAGCGACUCCUACUGGAGAACCGCCGCCUGCAGAACAAACAAGUGGUGGAGCGAUACGAGGAACUAAACCAACAACUUAACGCUUACCUCAACACAGUGCUGAAUGACCAGGGACAGAACGAGGAAGCUCCUUCAGAAAUCCCCACAAUGUGAUGGGUUCAAAUCAAUUAGCAGUUUUAAAGGGAUUAAAACUUUAAUGGAAUUAUUGCAAAAUUCUUCAUGACUUUUUUUUUUUGGAAUUGAAUUUGACUUUUUUGGUGUUAAAUAUAAUGAAUUUCCUUGUAUUUUUUCUUUUCAAAAAAUGACAUCAUUAGUGUUUUUAUGACAAAUACUUGUGAAUUUUUUUAAAUCUCAGAUAUGGACUCUGACUUCCUUCUCAAUCUCCUAAUUCUCAGAUUUUGAAGAAAGCUCAAUUAUGCAUAUUUGAUAAGUUAAAUUUAGAUUCGACAUGAUAAGAAUGGGAAUUAUAGUUGUGGCAAUGUUCAACAUUUUAAUUAUAGAGAGUGCAAGACCUCAAGCAGGUAUUAGUUUAUUAAGCAGGGUUGACAUAUUACGUAAAAUAAUGACAGAAGAAGGAAAAACAUACAUAAAUCAAUAUAAAAUGUUUUUCGAACUUGCAAUUAAAUGUCAAAAUCAAAUGUAAUAUGCUAUGUAAUUUAUUUUUAAUAAAAAAAAAAAACAAUUCAAGAAUAUUUGAGAAUUUUAUAACGAGGAAGUUUAUUUUGCUAACCAAUUAAAAAAUCUGUAUUUAAUUAAAACUGAAUUUUCUCUCCGAAAAAAUAGUUUAUAUGUUCAAGUCGUGUGGAAAGGUAAACACAACAGAUACUGCGCUUAUCAAUGAAGUCACCAAAGGUGAACAUAAGACACGCGAAGACGAAUGUAUCUUCACUUUAGAGACGGAAAGGAAACCCCACUUUCUGCUAAUUAUAGAAAAGUUCCCCCCUGGUAAAGAGG
Saccostrea cuccullata (small rock oyster) is the source of this 1353-nucleotide messenger RNA. RefSeq lists its product as uncharacterized. The record is from RefSeq and is a predicted model, not a curated record. The transcript has 4 exons. Bases 1 to 552 code for a protein of 183 amino acids. Lineage: Eukaryota; Metazoa; Mollusca; Bivalvia; Ostreida; Ostreidae.